Messenger RNA from Nylanderia fulva, 3863 nucleotides. The record is from RefSeq and is a predicted model, not a curated record. Lineage: Eukaryota; Metazoa; Arthropoda; Insecta; Hymenoptera; Formicidae.
GAGAAAUCUUUUAAUCAUUCGGAGUAGUAUAGCAGGGCGAAAGAAUGGGCGUACCAACGUUCCACCCCGUCGACAAAUCAUAAAGGAUCGGGAGAGAUUUUUCGACAGGAAAUAUCAGGCGAAUGCGGCGCAUCUCGCGCAACACGCAACGUGUCAAAGUCUCCCGGGUGAGCUUUUCAUCAUCCAGAGGAAUCAUCCCUCGCCGCCGCCACUGUUCAUCAUCGUCAUCACUCGCACGUAACUUCUCGGGAAACGCGCAACACAUGAAGCUUAUCGCGCGUUGUUAUUAGUGGCGGACGACGACAGUCGAGUCGGCGGCUCUCACUCGCUCGUGUCUGGAGGUCGAGCCGAAUUUACAUCAUCCCCGAAAAAUCAGGAUCUUUCUUCGGGACCGCCGUCGAAAUCCAUUCCGCGGAGAUGCCCACAUUAAUGCAAUCGACGGAUAUUUCUCUGGUGAGCGACGAAAGCGACGAAACGGACGUUGAAUUUGAUCGAGAGCCAUCAUCGAUGCAUCAUCAGGAUCCGUUGCACCAUCAGGAUGCGACGCAGAAUCGCGAACGUAGCAAGCUGCUGCUGCGUAAACUGAGUCACCGCGAGCGGGAACGCGGCAAGGAACGCGAACAGGAACGCGAGAGAUUGCCAUUGCAGUCCAUCAACAAUUUAUUAAUCGAUCUACCACCGCCGCCGUCACCUACGCAUCUUCCGAAUUUCUCGCAGGAUGCCUCCUCCUCUUCCCAAUCCGACAAGAACGUCAGCAUAGACGGCGACAGUGCAAUUUCGGAUAUGUUUGGACUGGGUUUGCCCAGAGGAUCGCUGAUGGGAAACCAACUGACGGUUGGCUCUUCGAGUUACCGUAAUUAUCAAUUUGGCAAUUACGAUCAAACCCAGGGAUCUUCUUCUCAACAACACGAGUGCCAUCGAAAUCACGGCUUUUGCUCGAAUUCCUCUGGCCUGGAUAUUCCGAGCUCGCCGAAUUCAGUGGCCACUCCCGGCAGCCCUAGCACACCCGGCAGCUUUAUGUCGGAUCUUUACAGCUAUUCGUCCACUGCCAGUAAUAGUACAAACACGCCGUCUUCACCAACCAGCCGACCGUCGUUUCAAUAUCCUUGCUCUUCGUCGUCGCACUCGUCGCCCAUCGAUUCGUCAUACUUUGGCCGCCCUAUACGAGGUUGCUCUCCGUACAGUGAUUGCGGCAGCCCGACAUUAGAAUUCCCUCAUUUUUUGGGAUGUAACGGCUCGCGUUCCAACUCACCAGCAGACUCGGAGACAAGCGGAAUUGGUAGCGCGGAUGGUUCCUUAUCCGACAUAAUAAUGAAUUGUUUAUCGCUGAAUUCCUCAUCGAAUUCUUGCUUCCCGCCAUCCUUGGACUCUAUAAUAUCGAAGACAAACGCGUGCCCUAACAAUAGAACGGCGUUCGAGCGUAUGGAUAAAAAAUACUUGUCAUCGUUGCAACAGAAUCCGAACUCGCAUUAUUACCAGCAUCAUCACGGAAUCGGGCAAAAUCGUAGCAAUUUUCUCAAUUCUCUCUUAAAUCAUGAAAAGAAUUGCUGUACCAAUCUUGGAAGCACCACGCGUAGAUUAGCUCAACCAGUGUCACUCGAUCGAGUAGCAAGAUCCCACCGAAAUGCUGCUGCACAUUGUUAUCCUACGUGCACAUGGAGUGGCUUUUUGCCACAAAGUACUGAGGAACCACUUGCUUAUUCGCCUAAAGUAUUUCUGGGAGGUGUACCAUGGGAUGUUACGGAAGCCAUUCUAAUUUCGACGUUCAAACAAUUUGGACCGGUUCGCGUUGAAUGGCCGACAAAGGCACCGUCCGCUCAACCGAAAGGAUAUGCAUACGUUAUAUUCGAAUCGGAGAAACAGGUCAGAGCAAUGUUGUCUUGCUGUACCCAUGAUAUUACUAAUGGAAAGAGAUGGUAUUAUAAAAUUAUAUCCAAGCGUUCAAAGCCAAAAGAUGUACAAGUGAUUCCAUGGAUUCUCGAGAAUAGCAAUUAUGUCAAAUCUUCAUCGCAAAGACUCGAUGCGCAUAAAACGGUAUUUGUUGGUGCACUGCACGGAAUGCUAACAGCCGCAGGAUUAGCAAAAGUCAUGGAUGACCUUUUUCAUGGAGUCAUUUACGCGGGUAUUGAUACCGAUAAGCAUAAAUAUCCGAUAGGUUCCGGCCGUGUUACAUUCAGUACGAAACAAUCGUACUUUAAAGCAAUCACUGCGUCAUUCAUAGAAAUUAAGACUGACAAAUUUACGAAAAAGGUACAAGUGGACCCGUACAUCGAAGAAUCGAUAUGCUCCGGAUGCGCUGUACAACAAGGACAUUACUUUUGUCGUGAUGUGGCAUGUUUCCGGUACUUUUGCCGCAGCUGCUGGCAGUGGCAACAUUCCGUAGAUUCAAUGUCGCAUCAUACACCCUUGACGAGGAACUCAAAAACUAAUCAAGUAAUAGGGUUAAAUCUGAACUUCGGAAUGAACAACUAACAUAUACAUACGUCCUUCGUAUAUCAGAAAUACGACGACGUGAUCUGAAGGAAGCGACCAAGUUUUUGUACACUUGCGGUCACAGUUUAGUACAUUCGCUUUACGUUCGCUUUGCACCCGUCGUCUUCCUCUCUUUUUUGUUCCUUUUUGACUCUUUCGGUUAACCGACGUUGCGCCGCCUGAUUUAGAACAUUGGGUAACAGGGUGCAGACUUAGUUUUUAUCGCGGAGCCGUCUAGGACAGCUAGGACUAGUCCGAUGAUACGGGGACAUGCGCCGAUUCAUACCGCUGAUUGAGCUUGCGGAAACGCGCAACGAUUGGUUUAUUAUCGUUACUACCGUGCGUGCGAAAAGACAAGAUAAAUAUGGAAAAAUCGUGUUUGUCAAAAAAAGUUCCUAUUGCGAACGCAGUUUUUACUACGUUCGAGCGCAAACGAUGUACUUUUAUUUAGUAUAUUUAUUUAGAGAGACAGGUUCUCUUAUCGAUUUUUUUUUACCGCGAAAUAAUACUUAAUAAUCAUAUGCCGAGUACAGUAGGUGCUAGAUACAUAGCCAUAAUUGCGCAUUAGGAAUACGUACAGUAUACAUACACACGUGUAUACAUGUACGUACACAUAACAGACAUAUUAGCUAGCGCAUACACAUUUUUCGUUAAAGUCGUGAGAGUCGAAUUCUGGCUUUUGCAGUGACAAUAAUUUUUUACGCGAGACGAUAGGGCUCCGUUAUGGUAAUUUUGAGCUGGGCUCAAUGAAACAUGUAAAAUUCUCAGGAAAUCUAUAAUAGUAUAUCGUCAUCAUGCGUUUAUCGUGUUAAAGUAUUACGCUUAAUAAUUGAAUAUGAAUUGUUAAUCGAUAAUGUUAAAAAGAUUAUUCUAAAGUGGCGAAAGUAAUUAUCCAAUAAUUAUUUGUCAUUAUUACAUUGCGCGCGUGAUAUAUAUAUUCGAUAUUAAUGUGAUAUAACGGGAGACUUUUUCGGAUGUAUAUUACAUAACUCGCUGAUCGUUCUUCCAUUACGAUACUUGUCAAUGACGUUAAACAUUGUUAAUUUUACGUUAGAUCACAAUGUAUCUCUAUGCUCUCGAUUGCGAUAGUAAACGUAUGUUGCGCUUACUGAAGCACAAUCGACUGGAUUUUUGUAUUAGCCGAAGCGAGCGGCUGUCACAGAUAUUUCGCUCACAUGGACUGUUUAACGGUUGACGAAAUGGAGAAGUUCAUGGUCUACGAUUCUGGCGCGGAUUGUAGGGAAAUGAUUUAGUUUUCUUUUUUUUUCUUUUUUUUCUUACUAUGUAUAAUUAUGUUACAGCUCUCUUCUUUAAAUGCAGUUCAUCCUUUACUCGCGUUUCUCCCGUUUUGAUACAAUUUUGUUGAAUUAAAGGCCAUAUUUUUGCAGAUA